Messenger RNA from Oryctolagus cuniculus (rabbit), 1215 nucleotides. NCBI's taxonomy places the organism in Eukaryota, Metazoa, Chordata, Mammalia, Lagomorpha, Leporidae. The record is from RefSeq and is a predicted model, not a curated record.
AAGAAUAAUAUACUUCUAGAUUUUGUGCGGAGACGAAGACGGUGCGGUUGUGGCCUUGUUGCCUACCUCGAGCAGCGGUCGGCCUCUCCACGUAGAACUCGGGAGUGGGAGAUUCAGAAUCGAAUCUCUUCUCCCUCCCCCUCCUGUGAGAUUUUUUUGAUCUUCAGCUACAUUUUUCGGCUUUGUGAAGACCCUAGCAUCAAACACAAUGGCAAGCAAUGUUACCAACAAGACAGAUCCUCGCUCCAUGAACUCCCGUGUAUUCAUUGGGAAUCUCAACACUCUUGUGGUCAAGAAGUCUGAUGUAGAGGCAAUCUUCUCGAAGUAUGGCAAAAUUGUGGGCUGCUCUGUUCACAAGGGCUUUGCCUUUGUUCAGUACGUUAAUGAGAGAAAUGCCCGAGCUGCAGUAGCAGGAGAGGAUGGCAGAAUGAUUGCUGGCCAGGUUUUAGAUAUUAAUCUGGCUGCAGAGCCAAAAGUGAACCGAGGAAAAGCAGGUGUGAAACGAUCUGCAGCGGAGAUGUACGGCUCCUCUUUUGACUUGGACUAUGACUUUCAACGGGAUUAUUAUGACAGGAUGUACAGCUACCCAGCACGUGUUCCUCCUCCUCCUCCUAUUGCUCGGGCUGUAGUGCCCUCUAAACGCCAGCGUGUAUCAGGAAACACCUCAAGAAGGGGAAAAAGUUUCAAUUCUAAGAGUGGACAACGAGGAUCUUCUUCCAAGUCUGGAAAGUUGAAAGGAGAUGACCUCCAGGCCAUUAAGAAGGAAUUGACCCAGAUAAAACAAAAAGUGGAUUCUCUGCUGGAAAGCCUGGAAAAAAUUGAAAAGGAGCAGAGCAAACAAGGAGCUGGAGUUGAUCAAGGAUGAUGAAAAAGAGGCUGAGGAAGGAGAGGAUGACAGAGACAGCGCCAAUGGCGAGGAUGACUCUUAAGCACAUAGUGGGGUUUAGGAAUCUUAUCCCAUUAUUUCUUUACCUAGGCGCUUGUCUAAGAUCAAAAUUUUCACCAGAUCCUCUCCCCUAGUAUCUUCAGCACAUGCUCACUGUUCGCCCCAUCCUUGUCCUUCCCAUGUUCAUUAAUUCCUAUUGCCCUGCGCCUAGUCCCAUUUUCACUUCCUUUGAUGCUCCUAGUAGUUUUGUUAAGUCUUGCCCUGUAAUUUUUGCUUUUAAUUUUGAUACCUCUUUAUGACUUAACAAUAAAAAGGAUGUAUGGUUUUUA